Messenger RNA from Guillardia theta CCMP2712, 923 nucleotides. RefSeq lists its product as hypothetical. The record is from RefSeq and is a predicted model, not a curated record. Bases 69 to 836 code for a protein of 255 amino acids. The transcript is spliced from 4 exons. Lineage: Eukaryota; Cryptophyceae; Pyrenomonadales; Geminigeraceae.
CGCGCAUCGAGGAGGGGGUCAUUCAUUGAGAGCGAGACCCUGAGCAGCACGGGCAAGUACGGGCAAGCAUGUCCUCCUGCAGCUCGAGAUGGAUGCUUGUCCUCUUCUUCGUCCUCCAUGCAGCUGUCAACCACGCGCUCCUUGUCUUGGGCGUGUCGCCGGUCCGACUGAUGGCCAGCAGAUCGCCCUUGACGUUUGUAAGGAGGAGACUUUCCAUGUGCGAAACAGGAGGAGGCGAGGCAGACGCAGACGGUCGAGUUGGGCUCAGCCUGGAGCAGCGAAAGGUGAAGGCGGUGGAGCUGCGCAACCAGGCGGUGGAGCUCGAGUCGUCAGCGGCGACGCUACGGAAGGAUGCGGUAGCGAAGGAGCAGCAGGCAGCGAAGCUGCGGAUCGAAGCAUGGCAGCUGGAGGGGACGGUGUCAGCGGUGACCAAAGAAGUGACGCUGACGGACAAGUACGAGAAGCAGCUCGCAGAGCUGGACCUCAUGGCGGAAGACUGGAUCGACACGGACGAGGAGAAGUGGGAGUGGUACCAGAAGCAGCGGCAGAUGAUCAAAGACAUGAUCGAUGCCCAGAAGGAGUACGACCAGCGAGCCAACGAGCAGCUCCAAGACCUCAAGGAGAUCCUCCUCGACCUUCAGGACAUGUUCAACAUCGUGACCGUACAGGAGGACGGGAACAUAACAGCUGCAGGCUGGACUUUCGUCAUCUUGUCUGUUCUGAUCCCAGUGUGGAUUGGCUACGAGCUCUUCCUGCUGCUGUCUUCCUCCUCCAGCGCCUUCUUCGAACUCCUCGGUCAGGGCACCAGCAAGGAUCCUUUCGACGGCGUGCAGUGAUCUAGCCCAGCUCAAAGUCAAAGACGAUCGUAAAGCAUGACGAGCAAGCUGACCUCACGGUUGGAGGCUCUCACGACCUUUCAUGGC